CACGAACAUUUUAGAGGUCGGACCGUGUUGUGUCCUGCUCUGCGGGUCCCCAAAGACAAACAUCUUGUAGGACGAACAUCUUCUCCUUAAAUGUUCUUUUGUGUUGAAGAUGUUCUCUGCGAGACUUAGAAGCACCAUAACUGCCCAGAAGGUGUGGCACCUGGCAAGACCCUCACCCAAAUGUCGGACGUUGUUACUUACCAGGUCAGACCCUCCAGAUAUAAAUUGGGUAUUCUCCUCCAGGUGGCCAACACUGAGAACCGGGGUUGUAGAAAAGAGUCACGCAGCCACGUUCCCAGCAAGGAACCAAUAUUUCCAUUCCUCUGUGGUGAGGCUGAAAAAGCGAGAGAAGCCCGAGCCUCCUCCCAGGGACGUGGACCUGCUGCGCGAUGACAUGCAGGACUUCUGGAAGAGUCCCAAACCCGCUCUCUGGCUGGGGUCCGCCGGGCUGAUCCCGUUUGUCGCCCCGACUCUCUUCAUGGGCGCCGUCGAGAUCUGCUACACGGAGCUGGUCUACGCUCAGGUGGCCUACGGAGCCUCCAUCGUUUCCUUCCUGGGCGGGUCUCGUUGGGGAUUCGCUCUCCCCGAGGGCAGCCCCGCCAAACCCGACUGGGUAAACCUGAGCAACAGUGUGGUGUCUCCACUCCUGGCCUGGGCCGCCAUGUUGAUAGCCGACAGCAUUUCUGCAGCCACUACGGUCAUCGUAGCACUAGGGAUCUCCCUUCACUAUGACCUGUCACUGCUGCCCACUUACCCCAGCUGGUUCAAAGCCCUGCGAGCCGUUUUGACCAUCGUGGCCGUCGUGUCUCUUCUGGGCACAAUCCUUGUGAUCAACGUAUAUCCAACAAAGAAAUUGUUUUCAGAGUAAGAAAUCAUGCAGACAGUACAAGCCUGAUUGCAUCCGUGGUUGAGAGCAGGCCCGGCCCUAACCAAUCUGGCGCCAUAG
This is a messenger RNA of Nerophis lumbriciformis (worm pipefish), 946 nucleotides long. Its product is annotated as transmembrane protein 69-like. NCBI's taxonomy places the organism in Eukaryota, Metazoa, Chordata, Actinopteri, Syngnathiformes, Syngnathidae. The record is from RefSeq and is a predicted model, not a curated record.